AUGGAGAACCGGAGCACCGAAUACUACACCGGCCUCUACACAGCACCGACCCCAAACCCAGCAGCCCCUGGCCAAGCCAGCCGCCAGCCCGGAGCACAGCAGGCCUUCGGGCACUGCGACCUCAGCCCCGCACCUGCACACGGGUGCCUGCCCGCCCUCUGCCUUCGUGAAUCACUACGGCGUAGCCGUGCACAACCGACCCCAAACCCAGCAGCCCCUGGCCAAGCCAGCCGCCAGCCCGGAGCACAGCAGGCCUUCGGCAGGGGCCCCUCUGGUCCUCAUGCAGGGCCCACGCCGGGAUCCUCCCAGGGCACUGCGACCUCAGCCCCGCACCUGCACACGGGUGCCUGCCCGCCCUCUGCCUUCGUGAAUCACUACGGCGUAGCCGUGCACACGGCCGGCUCUGCUGUCGCGGCUCAGGGACUUCCCUCCACCUGUGGUCACUAUGCCACACCCCCCGUCUCCACUGCUGCCUACCCCGGCGUGUCCUACCCCGCCCUGCCUGCCGGGGAGCCCUACGAGCAGAUGUAUACCUCACAGCGCACUCCCGCCGGCAGGCCGGGGCUCCCUGGCCAGAGCCCAGCCCUCAGCCACCUGCCACUCCCUCCGGUGCUGGCCCAGCAGUGUCCGCAGCAGCAGCAUGGCCUCCCAGCACACAGCACACUGUGGGCAGCCGGCCCUCCGCCCACCCAGGACGGGCUCAUCCGAAACCAUCCAGGCUCCCUGGCUGCCAGCAGCCCGGCCAGUACCGUUGCAGAUUCUCUGUCCUGUCCUGUUUUGCAAAAUGUUCAGCCUCCCACGUGCAGCCCAGGAGUGCCCGCUGCGUUGUCAGGGACCUUGGCAGCAAGAGCCCCUCCUGCCACAAAUCACCCUGUCCGGUGUGUGGCCUCCGUCCCCGCGCCAUCAGAGCUGCUGCAUCAGAAAGGCAUGCAGUGUGGUGACUGUGUCCCUAGCCCAGCUGGGCCCGCACCCGCUCCCUUGUCAUCAGCUUCCGAUGACGAGGAGGAGGAGGAGGAGGAUGAGGAAGCAGGCGUGGACAGUUCCUCCACCACGAGCAGCGCCUCGCCUGUGCCCAACAGCUACGACGCCCUGGAGGGGGGCGGCUACCCAGACAUGCUCUCCUCCUCCGCGAGCAGCCCGGCUCCCGAUCCUGCCCCCCAGGCAGAGACUGCCCCGGCCCCCGCCCCAGCACCUGCCGCCCCUCAGCCCUCCAAGGUGGCCAAGCCUUUCGGCUAUGGCUAUCCGAGCCUACAGCCCGGGUACCAGAACGCCCCGCUCGGCACUGGCGCCCCGCCCCGCGGCCCCGGCUACUCCGGAUUCCAGCAGUGUUCGCAGCAGAACCCCGGUGUGAGCCAGCUGUCCUCCGGCCUGGGAGGACUGAGCCUACAGAGUUGCCCGCCGCCGGAGAGCCUGAGACCCGUGAACCUCACCCAGGAGAGAAACAUUCUACCGACCACCCCGCUGUGGGCUCCCGUCCCUAACUUGAAUUCGGACCUCAGAAAACUGAACUGUAGCCCAGAUUCGUUUCGGUGCACUUUGACAAACAUCCCACAAACACAGGCUCUGCUGAACAAAGCUAAGCUUCCCCUGGGCCUGCUGCUGCACCCCUUCCGCGACCUCACGCAACUGCCCGUGAUCACGUCCAGCACCAUCGUGCGGUGCCGGUCCUGCCGCACCUACAUCAACCCGUUCGUGUCGUUUGUGGACCAGCGCCGCUGGAAGUGCAACCUCUGCUACAGGGUCAACGACGUUCCCGAGGAGUUCAUGUACAACCCCCUCACCCGAUCUUACGGAGAGCCUCACAAGCGGCCUGAGGUUCAGAAUUCGACCGUGGAGUUCAUCGCGUCUUCAGAUUACAUGCUCCGUCCUCCUCAGCCCGCCGUGUACCUGUUCGUCCUGGACGUGUCUCACAACGCGGUGGAAGCCGGGUAUUUGACAGUUCUGUGCCAGUCUCUGCUGGAAAACCUAGACAAGCUCCCGGGGGACUCACGUACGCGCAUCGGCCUCGUGACGUUCGACAGCACCAUCCACUUCUACAACCUGCAGGAGGGCCUGUCGCAGCCGCAGAUGCUGGUGGUGUCCGACGUGGACGACGUUUUUCUGCCUACGCCGGAUAGUUUACUUGUGAAUCUGUAUGAAAGCAAAGAGCUCAUCAAAGACUUACUGACUGCGCUACCAAGCAUGUUCACCAACACGAGGGAGACCCACAGUGCCCUGGGCCCUGCGCUGCAGGCCGCCUUCAAGCUGAUGUCCCCGACAGGGGGCCGCGUGUCCGUGUUCCAGACGCAGCUGCCUUCUCUGGGAGCAGGACUCCUGCAGUCCAGGGAGGACCCCAACCAGAGGUCAAGCACAAAGGUGGUGCAGCACCUAGGCCCCGCGACUGACUUCUACAAGAAGCUCGCUCUAGACUGCUCGGGGCAGCAGACGGCCGUGGACUUGUUCCUGCUCCUGCGGAGCUCGCAGUACGCCGACCUCGCCUCUCUAGCCUGCAUGUCUAAGUACUCUGCCGGCUGCGUCUAUUACUACCCGUCCUUCCACUGCACCCACAACCCUGCCCAAGCGGAGAAGUUGCAGAAAGACCUGAAGCGCUAUCUCACGAGGAAGAUCGGGUUUGAAGCCGUGAUGAGAAUACGGUGCACAAAAGGUCUCUCCAUGCACACUUUCCACGGGAACUUCUUCGUACGGUCCACCGACCUGCUAUCCCUCGCCAACAUCAACCCAGAUGCUGGGUUCGCAGUGCAGCUGUCAAUCGAAGAGAGCCUGACGGACACCUCGUUGGUGUGCUUUCAGACAGCCCUUCUAUACACGUCCAGCAGAGGGGAGCGGAGAAUCCGCGUGCACUCGCUCUGCCUGCCGGUGGUGAGCUCCCUGGCAGACGUGUAUGCAGGAGUGGACGUGCAAGCCGCUGUCUGUCUGCUGGCGAACAUGGCCGUGGACCGGUCGGUCUCCUCCAGCCUGUCAGACGCCAGAGACGCCCUAGUGAACGCCGUGGUGGACUCGCUGGCCGCCUACGGCGCCACCGUCUCCAGCAUACAGCCCUCCACGCUGGUGGCGCCCAGCUCCCUCAAGCUGUUCCCUCUCUACGUACUGGCCCUGCUCAAACAGAAAGCGUUCAGGACAGGCACCAGCACGCGCCUGGACGACCGCGUGUACGCCAUGUGUCAGAUAAAGUCUCAGCCGCUUGUCCACCUGAUGAAGAUGAUCCACCCCAACCUGUACAGGAUAGACAGGCUGACGGAUGAGGGUGCUGUGCACGUCAAUGACAGGGUGGUCCCCCAGCCUCCUCUGCAGAAGCUGUCUGCGGAGAAGUUGACGAGAGAAGGCGCCUUCCUCAUGGACUGCGGCUCCGUGUUCUACAUUUGGGUCGGAAAAGGCUGCGACAGUAAUUUCAUAGAGGACGUGCUUGGGUACCCUGAUUUUGCAUCGAUACCACAGAAAAUGACACAUCUUCCCGAGUUAGACACUCUUGCAUCAGAAAGAGCCAGAUCCUUCACAGCCUGGCUUAGAGACAGCAGGCCCUUCAGCCCAGUUCUUCAUGUGGUGAAAGAUGAAAGCCCGGCCAAAACGGAAUUUUUUCAGCAUCUGAUCGAAGACCGGACUGAAGCCGCGUUCUCUUACUACGAAUUUUUGCUUCACGUCCAACAGCAGAUUUGUAAGUGAAGUGGAAUGCAGUCGUAUGAGAAGAGAUCCACGACCCAGGGAGAGCACAGCCUGUCAGAGAAGCACCUAGGAAUCCAAAGUGAAGACCUUCGUUACUGCAAGGCACCGCGCGGCUCCGUGUGCGGCUCAGCAGGGGCUGCGGAGGGAGCACAGGCAGGUUCUCUCCACCGGGGAACAGCAGCGAAGGCGCUCUCUCGGCCAGUGCAUCUCAGUUGGUUUCUGCAUGGUUCCAGCAGGGGCAGCCACACCCGCUCUGCUCUUCGUGGGCCGCAGACUUCCGUAGCUAGGUGGGAUGACACGUCAUAACGUAAGAUUAGAUGAAUUCUUUUUUCUUAUAAUUAAUCUGACAUUUCUGGACUUGAACUCUGACAAGAGAUGCCAAGAGGCAGUGGUACCGUGUUAUCUGUUUAUAUCAAUUACUUUUUAAAAAGGAAUGAUUCGUAUUCAUUAAAUGAAUUCAGCAUUUCUCCUGUAAAAACAAUAGUUUCAGUACAUGAACUAUAGACAUAUAUAUAUAUAUAUAUAUAUACACACAGUGUACAUACGUGUUACAUUUGUAAAGAAAAUGUAUAAAUGUAACUACAGAAUAUGAAUCGCUUAAGCUGUGCUGCCUUGUUGGAUGACAGCUUUUUUGUCACAGUUAGAGAAUGGGGUUGACUGAUGUGUAUUAUGAAUUGAGUCCACAAGAGAAACACAAAGAUCUUUGUAAUUCUGUUAAAUCUUUUAUGUGGAUUUAUUUAUGAUCAGCCUACUAAUUAAAAAUAUUUUGCUUGACAA
Tupaia belangeri chinensis (Chinese tree shrew) is the source of this 4437-nucleotide messenger RNA. It is a transcript of the gene SEC24B, whose product is annotated as SEC24 homolog B, COPII component. Gene Ontology annotation, biological process: COPII-coated vesicle cargo loading; intracellular protein transport; endoplasmic reticulum to Golgi vesicle-mediated transport. Gene Ontology annotation, cellular component: COPII vesicle coat; endoplasmic reticulum exit site. Lineage: Eukaryota; Metazoa; Chordata; Mammalia; Scandentia; Tupaiidae. The record is from RefSeq and is a predicted model, not a curated record. The transcript is spliced from 24 exons. Bases 1 to 3660 code for a protein of 1219 amino acids. Gene Ontology annotation, molecular function: zinc ion binding; SNARE binding.